Molecule: messenger RNA, 972 nt
Organism: Melanaphis sacchari
Lineage: Eukaryota; Metazoa; Arthropoda; Insecta; Hemiptera; Aphididae
Product: S-phase kinase-associated protein 1-like
Exons: 1
Coding region: 303-791 (162 amino acids)
Biological process (GO): SCF-dependent proteasomal ubiquitin-dependent protein catabolic process
Cellular component (GO): nucleus; cytoplasm
Molecular function (GO): cullin family protein binding
Source: RefSeq, a predicted model, not a curated record
UCCUACCGAUUCAGUAUUCACGUUUCCUGUAUAUAACGUUUGAGUGUUUGUAAUUUGACCAUAACAUAAGCAUUAAGCAUCAAAACUCAAAUGCUUUCAUCUUUCGUCUACACUGUCUACAGUUAAAUCAGUCAAUAAAUUUCAUCUCAAUUUUAACAGAUUUGAGCAUCACAUAAAAUAAUAUAAUACAUGUACACCGUUUUCGCUUGUACCUAAUCAGAUAUCAAUAUUUAAUUUGUCAAUUGUUAUUAAUUAUUUUUGUUCACUGUGUUUUUACCCGCUGUUUCGCACAUCACUUCAAGAUGCCUAUGAUAAAGUUGCAAAGUUCAGACGGAGAAGUGUUUCAAGUGGACUUCGAGAUCGCCAAAGCUUCAGUGACUAUUAAAACUAUGGUCGAAGACUUAGGAUUGGAAGAGGAAGAUGAGGAGAUCGUCCCGUUGCCAAACGUAAACGCUGGAAUAUUGAAGAAAGUCAUCCAGUGGGCAACAUACCACAAGGACGACCCGCCACCGGCUGAAGACGAUGAAGGACGGGAAAAACGCACCGACGAUAUAUCCAGCUGGGAUGCGGAUUUCUUGAAGGUGGAUCAGGGUACACUAUUUGAACUCAUAUUGGCCGCCAAUUAUUUGGAUAUUAAAGGACUGUUAGAUGUCACAUGUAAGACUGUCGCCAAUAUGAUUAAGGGUAAAACACCAGAGGAAAUAAGGAAAACUUUCAACAUAAAAAAUGAUUUCACAGCUGCGGAGGAAGAUCAAGUACGUAAAGAGAACGAAUGGUGCGAAGAAAAGUAAUUAAUUUUAAUCUACAAAUGAUAAACUUUUUUUUUUUGUCUACAGCAUAAUUUAAUUUUUCAUUUAUUAAUAUAAUUUUGUUUUAUAUUUAUUUACUUUUUGUAAUAGGAAUUGUGUUUUAGUUUAUAUCUUAAUAUAAGGAAAAUUAAAUAAAAACAAUUGUACAUUUUACCUAUUUAAU